This is a messenger RNA of Andrographis paniculata, 888 nucleotides long. RefSeq names its product zinc finger A20 and AN1 domain-containing stress-associated protein 8-like. Gene Ontology annotation, molecular function: DNA binding; zinc ion binding. The transcript has a single exon. The record is from RefSeq and is a predicted model, not a curated record. Lineage: Eukaryota; Viridiplantae; Streptophyta; Magnoliopsida; Lamiales; Acanthaceae. Bases 1 to 531 code for a protein of 176 amino acids.
AUGGAGCAUGAUGAGACAGGGUGCCAACCUCCUCCGGAAGGCCCGAUUCUGUGCAUCAACAACUGUGGUUUCUUUGGUAGUGCCGCGAACCUGAACAUGUGCUCCAAGUGUUACAAGGACCUGAUACUGAAACAAGAACAAGCGAAGCUCGCCGCCUCGUCUAUUGAAAACAUUGUUAAUGGAUCGUCUAGCAGCACCGAGCAGGGGUCUCCUGCUGCAGAUGCUGGGAAUGCGCAGACUGAUUUGGCACAAGUCAAGCCGGUAUCACUGCCAUCAAAACAAGCGUCGAGCUCUGACGAGGCCGGCGAACCCAAGGCUAAGGCUAAGGCUAAGGCAGGGCCGAGUCGAUGCAGCACUUGCAAGAAGCGCGUAGGCCUAACUGGAUUUACGUGCCGUUGCGGCAACCUCUUCUGCGGAGCACAUCGCUACUCUGACAAACACGGAUGCCAGUUCGAUUACCGUAGUGCAGCGCAGGAUGCAAUAGCGAAAGCCAACCCUGUGGUGAAGGCAGAAAAGCUCGAUAAAAUCUAGGGAAGAAACAUGGAUCACACACUUACUUGGUUAUGAAAUGGUUUCGAUUGGAUUCACCUGGCUGUUGCAUUGAGCUCAGUUACUGUUAAAUCAUCAUCAUCAUCAUUGGGGUCGCCUCCUCGCCUUGUGCAGUGCAGGUACCCAUCCAUUCGACGACCUCCAUGAAACUCGUCUUAUAUGUUCUGUUGUGGUGUUAUUGCAUGUCUUUCUUCUGCUGCUGCUGCUGUGUUUCAUCAUGUCUGAAUUGAAUAGAAUAGUGUGAGAGAUUUUAUUGUGUCUUGGAAACACCAUUUCAUCAAGAGACAGACACCUUGUAAUUAUAUCUAUUUCCAAAACCACCUCUCUCCUCUCUCUCUC